Messenger RNA from Monoraphidium neglectum, 664 nucleotides. RefSeq lists its product as hypothetical. NCBI's taxonomy places the organism in Eukaryota, Viridiplantae, Chlorophyta, Chlorophyceae, Sphaeropleales, Selenastraceae. Gene Ontology annotation, biological process: spermidine biosynthetic process. The record is from RefSeq and is a predicted model, not a curated record. The transcript has a single exon. Gene Ontology annotation, molecular function: adenosylmethionine decarboxylase activity. The annotation marks the transcript as partial.
CCCCGAGGACGGCUUCUCCUAUGCGAGCGUGGAGGUCAGUGGUUUUGACGCCGACGCCUUCUGCCCCGCAGACAUGCUGGCCCGCAUCGCCGCUAUCUUCCGCCCCGGCAGCCUGAGCGUCUCCCUCUCCGUCGACGCCGCCAGCCGCUGCGGCGGCUACGCCUGGGGCACGCUGGCCGCGCCGCCGGUCGGGUACGGCUGCCAGUCCGCCACCGCCCAGGAGCUGGCCACCGGCGGCCGCGUGUCCUACUACACCUUUGGCCCCGACCCCGACGCGGCGGUCUCGGCGGCGGCGGACCGGCUGGCGGGCACCACGCUCGACGGCGCCGCGGCCGCGUCGGCCGCGCCGACGCGCUCGCCGAGCCCGGGCGUGGCAGGUGUGCUGCGCCACAUGCCUUCGUUCAGCUCUGCGCCGUCGUCAGCGCUGGACAGCGGCAGCUGCGGGGACGACAGGAGCGUGGCAUCCAGCGGCGACGACUCGGAGGCCGCGGCCCGCGCGGCGCGCGCGGCGGCGCUCGCGUGGGCGGAGGGCCUCGGCGGUGGGGCGGCCGAGGACAAGGGGGCGGCUGGCGCGGCGGCGGCGGCGGUGGCGGACGUGCUCGCGGCGGCGGCGCGGCAGAGGCGGAGCAUGGAGGUGGCCAACCACCAGGCGCUGCUGCUCUGA